Molecule: messenger RNA, 330 nt
Organism: Branchiostoma belcheri (Belcher's lancelet)
Lineage: Eukaryota; Metazoa; Chordata; Leptocardii; Amphioxiformes; Branchiostomatidae
Product: snaclec coagulation factor IX/factor X-binding protein subunit A-like
Exons: 3
Molecular function (GO): signaling receptor activity
Source: RefSeq, a predicted model, not a curated record
AUGGACUGGACAGAACUGUCCAGACGAGCCCGGCAAUGUCGGUAUGGGUGGAGUGAACACAACAACCACUGCUACAAGCUGAUGAACGAGAAAGUCAGCUUCAGUACAGCGAACCAAAGGUGCAAAGGAAUGGGCGCGAAUCUCGCUUCUAUCUUGGAGGGCCAGGAGAACAACUUCAUUGCAAAUGCAUCGUGUGAUGAGGUCUGGAUAGGUCUACAACACAACAUGUGGACGGACGGGUCAGCAUUUCCUUACAAGAACUGGGCUAAGGGUCAGCCUAACAAUCACUGGAUUAAGGGGGGAGAAAAAUGCGUCGUUAUCUACACAAAG